AUGCGUGGAAUUCGUGAGAAUAUUGUAGCGGCAGUUACCGGGCCUGCCAUUUACAUAGUUAUUGUUUCUAAAUAUGAUCUAACUAAUAGUGAAAAAAGUAUAAUAAAAACAUGUCAACCACAAUUUGGUGAAUUGAAAGAAAUAGAACGAGAUUCACCAUCAUUUUGUAGUGCUGGUCCUAUUGGUGAGGAUAUAUAUCAAUGGCAAGCCACGCUUCUGGGACCUGUAAAUUUCACAACUAAAAUUUAUCAUCCAAAUAUUAACAAUAACGGUGAAAUAUGUUUAGAUGUUCUAAAAGAUCAAUGGUCACCUAGUUAUAAUAUCGUUAAAGAUGAACCACUUAUGCCUGAAAUUGCUCAUAUUUAUAAAACCGAUCGUACACGUUAUGAAGCAUAUGCUCGAGAAUGGACACGAAAACAUGCUAUGUAA
Cetraspora pellucida is the source of this 429-nucleotide messenger RNA. NCBI's taxonomy places the organism in Eukaryota, Fungi, Glomeromycota, Glomeromycetes, Diversisporales, Gigasporaceae. The record is from the annotation of a GenBank genome assembly.